GUUGAGAAUUCUGCCAGUUUACUGAUGAGGUGCAGUGAGGGAUCGAUUUUCUACGAGUCUGUGAUCAAACCUGAUCAAUUUGGUACACUGCCAACCCUAACCUCCUUGGACAUCAGGCACUGCAAGGUAUAGUACAUUUUUCCAAGUCAA
Messenger RNA from Eurytemora carolleeae, 150 nucleotides. RefSeq lists its product as uncharacterized. The record is from RefSeq and is a predicted model, not a curated record. NCBI's taxonomy places the organism in Eukaryota, Metazoa, Arthropoda, Copepoda, Calanoida, Temoridae.